AUGGACGUUGACGGCGCUAGGAAAUCAGGAACCGUCAAAUGGUUCAACGAUACUAAGGGAUUUGGGUUCAUCACUCCUGAAGAUGGCGGCGAGGAGCUUUUUGUUCACCAGUCGUCCAUCAGAACUGAGGGAUUCCGCAGCCUUGGUGACGGUGAGACCGUGGAGUACGUGAUUGAGAACGGAUCUGAUGGCCGUACUAAAGCUGCUGAUGUUACUGGUCCCAAUGAAGGUCCUGUCCAGGGGAGUACCCGUGGUGGUGGUGGUGGUGGCCGUGGAGGCGGCGGUGGUGAUCGUUAUGGAGGCGGAGGUGGUGAUCGUUAUGGAGGCGGUGGUGGUGGGUACAACGGUGGUAGCCGUGGAGGACGUGGUGGUGGUGGAUACGGUGGAGGAGGCGGUGGCUAUGGUGGAGGCGGUGGUUAUGGAGGAGGCGGCGGUGGUGGAAACGCUUGUUUCAAGUGUGGUGAAAGUGGACACAUGGCUAGGGAAUGUACUCAGAACGGUGGUGGAGGCGGAGGAUAUGGUGGUGGAGGACGUGGAGGUGGAGGUUAUGGAGGUGGCGGAGGACGCGGAGGUGGUGGCGGUGGCGGCGGCGGCUGCUACAACUGUGGUGAAGAUGGACACUUCGCCAGAGAAUGCCCUACAUCUAACAACCGUUGA
Messenger RNA from Lactuca saligna, 657 nucleotides. NCBI's taxonomy places the organism in Eukaryota, Viridiplantae, Streptophyta, Magnoliopsida, Asterales, Asteraceae. The record is from the annotation of a GenBank genome assembly.